GCCUCGGGUCUUCAAGUCCAACCCGGUACUCACCAAAACCUGUAUGCCGAACGCCUUUUCACGGCUUUUGUUUCGGAAUUUGGCUAGUGUUAAAGGGCGUUCUGGGUUAUUGCUCAUUUCCUACCUAGGCAAGUAUUUACACAAGCCCUGGAGACAUGUAACUAGCGUGAGGAGUUAACGGGACUAUGAUGCCAUUUGAAUAUCAAUGUAAAAGUCCACUACCGUAUCUAGGUAUCUUUCCCCACGGGGUUUUAUACGAUAACGCCAGGCUAUAAAUACCGAGCGUUGGCACCAGUAGGGAAUGUUGUCCUGGUGAAGAACAAUAUAUAAUUGCCGUUCAUAUGUGCCCACGCUGGUUUCAUUGAAAAUUGUCAUUCCAACCACAACUACGAGACUCAAGCUCCAACUUACUCUACGACAGAAUGUUCACCCAACUACGCAACUUCGCCUUGGCGGCGCUGACAGUCCAGAGCUUCUCUGGAGCCCCAGUCGUUACUGCUGCUACUCCCCAGCCACCGGAGCUGUCAUACCUUUACACAGCCUUCGUGUACUGCAAGGGAUCGUUGAUGAACGAAGACGGACCGCGCGGUAUCCGAAGGGCAAUUCCCAUAGUCGGGGGUAACUUCACCGGUCCACGACUGUCUGGGAGCAUCUUGGACGUCGGCGCAGACUGGGGAACCGUGGAUCCUAAAACCGAGAUCUUCUCCGCCGACACACGGUAUAACCUGCGCACUAGCGAUGGAGCGGACAUCUUUGUACAGACGUCAGGCCCGAAGGCGCCCUCGGGGAACCUGCACCUGCGGCUGGUGUUUGAGACUGGGCAUGACAACUACUAUUGGCUGAAUAAUGUUGUUGCGAUCGGGAGAUUGACCAACGUCGAGUCUGGGAACAACUCUUCGGUGCUGAGGAUUGAUGCUUGGAAUUUUGCCGCGGACUGGAAGGCGUAGACGGAGGAGGAGGAGAGGACGGAGAGAGUCAGGUGAAGAUCAUCUUGAUAAUCAGCGGCG
Aspergillus versicolor CBS 583.65 is the source of this 1007-nucleotide messenger RNA. RefSeq names its product DUF3237 domain-containing protein. The coding region runs from base 423 to 947 and encodes 174 amino acids. The record is from RefSeq and is a predicted model, not a curated record. The transcript has 4 exons. NCBI's taxonomy places the organism in Eukaryota, Fungi, Ascomycota, Eurotiomycetes, Eurotiales, Aspergillaceae.